CCAAAGGCUGCCUUGGGCCCUUCACCUCCCCCACUGCCAGGGCCGGACGGGCAGAUGGGACUGAUUGCUUUGGGAUUAUUUGAAGCCCUGGGCCCCAGGAUGACUUCUCGGGACCAGCUGGUGGAGCAGGUGCUGAGGGAGCUGCAGGAGGCCGUGGAGUCCGAGGGCCUGGAGGGUCUCGUCAGCGCCGCGCUGGAGGCCAAGCAGGUCCUGUGUUCCUUCGCCCUCCCCACCUGCCGCAAGGGGGGCCCCGGGGCCCAGGUGCUGGAGGUGGACUCGGUGGCCUUGAGCCUGUACCCCGAGGACGCUCCGCGGAACAUGCUGCCGCUGGUGUGCCCGGGCGGGGGCAGCCUGCUGUUCGAGGCGGCCAGCCUGCUGCUGUGGGGGGACGCGGGGCUCAGCCUGGAGCUGCGGGCGCGCACCGUGGUGGAGAUGCUGCUGCACAGGCACUACUACCUGCAGGGCAUGAUCGACUCCAAGGUGAUGCUGCAGGCCGUGCGCUACUCCCUGUGCUCCGAAGAGUCCCCCGAGAUGACCAGCCUGCCGCCGGCCACGCUGGAGGCCAUCUUCGACGCGGACGUCAAGGCCACCUGCUUCCCUAGCAGCUUCUCCAACGUGUGGCACCUGUACGCCCUGGCCUCCGUGCUGCAGCGCAACAUCUACUCCAUCUACCCCAUGCGCAACCUCAAGAUCCGCCCCUACUUCAACCGCGUCAUCCGGCCCCGGCGCUGCGACCACGUGCCCUGCACGCUGCACAUCAUGUGGGCCGGCCAGCCGCUGUCCAGCCACCUCUUCCGCCACCAGUACUUCGCCCCGGUGGUGGGCCUGGAGGAGGUGGAGGCCGACGACGCGCCCAGCCUGGCCCCGGCGCCUCCAGCCCUCGCGCCGCUGCCCCCGCCCGCGAAGGCCCUGGAGCGGCUCAGCCGGGAGCCCGGCCUCAGCUACUCCCACCUGUGCGAGCGCCACAGCGUCACCAAGAGCACCUUCUACCGCUGGCGGCGGCAGUCCCAGGAGCACCGGCAGAAGGCGGCCGCCCGCUUCUCGGCCAAGCACUUCCUGCAGGACAGCUUCCACCGAGGGGGCGUCGUGCCACUGCAGCAGUUCCUCCAGAGGUUCCCCGAGAUCUCUCGCUCCACCUACUACGCCUGGAAGCACGAGCUGCUGGGCUCCGGGGCCUGCCCGGCCCCCACGGAGGCGCUGGCCCCGGAGCCGGGGAAGCUGCCGGGAGAGCAGGCUGCCCGCGACGGGCUGGGCCUCUCCCCGCGGGCGCCCGCCAACCCCGGAAUGGUCCUGAUGCAGCGCGCCAAGCUGUACCUGGAGCACUGCAUCUCCCUGAACACGCUGGUGCCCUAUCGCUGCUUCAAGCGCAGGUUCCCCGGCAUCUCCAGGUCCACCUACUACAACUGGCGGCGGAAGGCCCUCCGGAGGAACCCCGGCUUCAAGCCGCCCCCGGCCGGCGCGGCUGCUGGGGCUCCCCGGCCAGUGCCCGCCGCGGAAGUGGUCCUGCUCCCUCCGAAGGGCGGGCUGGAGGCGCGGGCGGGGGAAGCCGCAGGCGGUGGGCUCCCCACGCCCGCAGAGGUCCUGCCGCGGCGCGUGCCGCUGUCUCGCUGGCAGAGGCGCCUGCGCAGGGCCGCCCGCAAGCAGGUGCUGAGCGGCCACCUGCCCUUCUGCCGCUUCCGCCUCCGCUACCCCAGCCUCUCACCCUCCACCUUUUGGGCCUGGAAGAGCCUCGCCUGGGGCUGGCCCAGAGGCCUGUCCAAACUCCGGAGGCCGUCCCCCGCCUCAGGCCAGCGGGCGCAGGAGGCCGGGGAGGAGGAGGCCGGCGAGGAGGAGGCCGGCAGGAUCGCCACAGCUGUGACGGCCCCACCUGCAGGGGCCCUCCCGCUGGGGGCUUCUUCGGGAGAUGGCCCUACCAGGGCCCAGGGAGGGCCUUCCAGAGCGGGGACCCUGCCGGAGGGGGCCGCCGCGCAGGGCCAGCCCCACGGUGGGGCCCUGUCAAGCCACCCUGUGGUGGCGGCCGCGGGCGGGAGGGAUGGCCGGGUGCUGGUGAUGGACGUGCUCACCACCACGAAGUUCAAGGCCCAGGCCAAGCUGUUCCUGCAGAAGCGCUUCCAGUCCCAGAGCUUCCCCUCCUACAAGGAGUUCAGCGCCCUCUUCCCGCUCACCGCCCGCUCCACCUACUACAUGUGGAAGCGGGCGCUCUACGAAGGCCUCACCCUGGUGGACGGCUGACGGGGCAGCGCCAAGGGGCGGAGAGGAAGGGGACCGCAGCCAGGGGGCCAGGGGCCUGCACUGUCCCCUGGCUUGGCCGGGUGCCGUCUGCUCCGGUUCCACGGCGUCUACGCUGGCCCGAGGGCGUAUCUGUGUUAUUUCCUGGCUCCAGGGUGGAGUGAGCCAGAAACCAGCCAUCUGGUCUUCUGUUGAAAGCUGCACCAGCGCAGCUGUUCUGUUGGGUUGUUGGCUGGUCACAUUUUUGUUGUUGAGUUUUAGUUUUUGUGUUGAUUUAAGUGGGUCAACUGGGCCUCCUCGCUGGUGCUGGAAGCUAUGUGUGUGUGUUGGGGGAGGUUGGUUAGCGGAAGCGACUUCCAGCUUUCUCGGGAAUAAGAGAAGGCGGAGUAUAGCGUGAGUUUCUGUCCUGUGGGGCAGAUACGUCUUCAUGUCUCCGGGUCGGCACCCGCUUCCCCCAAAGGAACGUGAGAAUCGGAAGCGCGUUCCGUCCUGGUGUCUGCCUUGCGUCCCCAGCGGAGGAGCUGCCAGCCUCGGCAGGAGUGGCAGCCGGGAUGCACAGAAAGAGCCAGGCAGGCCUCCAAGGCAAGGCCGGACCGAGGACGCCCGAAGUUACGGAGGGGCCGGCCUGUGCCCUACAGGGAGCCUGGACGGGCGGAAGGAAGACCUGACCCAUCGCUGGGGCUGCCCACGGGCCUCUGCUAGCUGCCGGCCAUGGGCACCCUGCCUUUCUGUUGAGCCCCCUCAAAGCCUGAGCCACUUCUUCAGUGAGGGGCCCCUGGGGGACAGACGGGUGGGGGACUGAAUUUGCAUGACCCACGGGUAAAGUUGGAGAACCCAAGAAAUAAAGUGAUGCGG
Chinchilla lanigera (long-tailed chinchilla) is the source of this 3084-nucleotide messenger RNA. RefSeq names its product vertebrae development associated (gene Vrtn). Gene Ontology annotation, molecular function: sequence-specific DNA binding; transposase activity. Gene Ontology annotation, biological process: regulation of transcription by RNA polymerase II; DNA transposition. The record is from RefSeq and is a predicted model, not a curated record. The coding region runs from base 55 to 2232 and encodes 725 amino acids. Lineage: Eukaryota; Metazoa; Chordata; Mammalia; Rodentia; Chinchillidae. The transcript has 2 exons. Gene Ontology annotation, cellular component: chromatin.